CACACACACACACACACACACACACACACACCAAGUAUUUUUUAUCAGCGCUCCGUCACUGACACACACAUGAAGAAUGGGCAGAUGAUCAUCCCUGUGUGACUCAACGCAGCUUCUCCUUCCUCUUUUGCCGCUCGCCCUGACAUGGGAUGAUAUGGGAUUUUACAUGUCGACGAAGAUCGGGGGGAUUCUCGCGUUUGCUCUGGUGUUCCUGUCCGUCUCUGUGUCAGGAGACUCAGCAGACGUCAAGUGUGAAAAGGUCUACAGGGACUUUUCCUUCUGUGUCCUGGAGCUAGGAGAGAGCAUGGACAACUAUCAGGAGAACGUGACCAGUGAGAGUGGAGUGGCGGCCGUGUGCAGCCACUGGGAAGCCUUCCACACAUGUGCUCUCACAGCGCUUGCCGACUGUCAGGAGGAAGUCAGCUCCAUCUGGGAGACGCUGAGGCAGGACUCCAGGAAGAUGCGCUUCCAGGGAAGUCUGUUCGACCUGUGUAGCCCCAGCUCUGCUCCCAGCAUAUGUCCAAAUCUCGCGGCACUUACUCUGCCACUGCUGCUGAUCGUGACUUGGCCGAGCUGGCCCACUGUAUAGAUGGGAUCGGGGCGAUGGUGAGUGUGAGGAGAGGGGAGAGGGAAGGAGGGCCUCACAUUCCCCCUGGGUUCAGUUCUCCUGAGUUCAAACUUAAAGCCAAGGAUUUAAGAGAGACAAAUGUUUUAACAAGGAUUAUUUUGACACAGAGCCACGGAAGCCUUUGGCAAGCCAAUCAAUACUUGCUGUGAUGAAUAAUGUUUGAAAUCCUCUCAAAUACUUCAGCUUGAUCUCUACUUAUGUCUAGACGCUGGUGCAGCGGUGGGGAAAAUUACCUUUCUGCCAAUUUAUCAGUUCAGGCACACUAAAGCAAAAUUCCAAGUACUGUAGGGAUUUCACAUUCAAUGAAAACCCGAGUAUGACAGCUCUGUCUCUCGAUCAACACUACACAAUAGGUGGACAAAAUAAUGUGGAUACCUGUAUCACCAAAAGCAAACAGAAAUGCAACAGCAUAUUUGUGAAGAUUAUAAAGCAAUGACAAGUUUUAGCAGCAUCAAAAUUUGUGUGUUGUAUACACAUUUCAUUCCUGCUCCUCAACCUGAAUGUGUGUACUUGCUCUAUGUAACUUUGGUGAUCAUGUAUGAGUAAGAUCAGUGUGGAACUGACUGAAUUUCCCUAAGAAGUCAUUAAAAAACAGUGUUUAUCUCAGACAUUCAGCGAGGAAUCUUAAAAAAUAUCAAGAAUCUAAACAGAGUUUGGUGUUUGUUACAGCGGCAGCUCCUCUGUUUCAGGAAGCCAGAGAUCGUGGGUAACGUCCACUGUUCAGUUGUGUUUCAGUUCAGUGAGUGGCACACAAAAGCCAUUUAACUCACUUGGACAUGGAGCACAACGGAAUGAAUCAGCACAUGUGGCUGAAGAGGACGCUGUUGCUCAGUAAAAGUUACAUAGUGUUGCUUUAACACUGAGGUGUUUCUUAAGAAGUAUUUGUUGAGCACUAGUUCUCAUCAUAUUACACUGAUGGUGUCCUGUGAAUGUGUCUACUCCCUGUACCAUGUGUUUUAUGGUUUUAUCACAACAGACAAAGAAAUAGUUAAUCAUUUUGGUAGUUAGCUGAGAACAUCUACUCCACUGUCACAUAUAUACAUUAAACAUAAGCUAAUACUAGCAGGUACAUACAAUUUUGUCGAGGAUGAAAAUGAGAAAUAAAAUGUGAAUUAGUAAGUGUUAAGGGCUUUUGUAGGCAGACAUUGUGAUCUGUGGAGGAAGCUAUCUGUCAGUGCUAUCUGUCAGUUUUAGUAUGAGAGAUUUAGCCACUGAUUCGUCUAAUUCUCUGCAAACAAGCAAAUAAAAUACAUUGCUAUAGUUUCUCUAUAAUGUUAAACAGUGAACACAGCCAGUCCAUAAAGAUGUUAUUAGCUAACACAGUACAGGAAAACAUUUAAAGGGACCCAUAAGCAAUAGCAAUGUUUCUGCAAAUCUCAGCUCUCGGUCUAAAAAUCACAAAACUGUAUUCAUUUGUUGUUGGUGUGAAAACCAAAUCACCCAUCAUUGUGAGAGAAUGACAGCAAAGCUAGCAACUGCAAUGUUCAAAUACAUAACACGUGAAAUGUCCCUUUAACGUGUUUCUAGCUGUAUUGCACAUGUAUGGAAGAGACAAUCAAGCCCCUUGUUUGAAACCUUUGACCCCUUCUCUCCAUCGACAUGUCAGCCCACUGUGGCUGAUGUGGCACGGCUGCUACAAAGACACCAAAAACCCACGUUCACUCCUCCAGCUCCUCCCUCUCUCGCUCGCUCAGAGCCACGCCCCACACCUUGGGUCACUCUUAUGAUUGAUCAUCAAAAUCCUGACCUGUUGAUGUCUGUGACAAAAGGGAAAUAUGGAGCGUGAAUGUUCAGUGUUUUUUGUUGUUUCAGAUGUCUGUUACAUCUUGUUGGAAACUUCUCACCUGUGUUAAACACACACAACAUAAGCAGAUCUUUACCUCAGAUUACUGCAAAAACACAGUAUGGUAAACAGUAUGCAGAUAGAAUCCAACCCUGUGUUUACUAUCACAGAGAUUAGAUUUUCAAAGAAGAUUCUGUAUAAUUCAGCAAAAUUAUGAUUAAAACUUCCCAAAUUAUCAUAUUUUAAUAUUCAUGCAGCUUGUUUACUUAAAUUUAUGCACCUAUAAUUAACUUUGAAUGAAGUCAAAUUAUAUGCAAUAGCGAAAUAGCAGCUGCCAUAAUAUGUUUUUUUAAACCAUAAAAUUGGUUUUGUAUAUGAGUUGUAUUUUGAUUAAUCUAUCUAUGAAUUAUGAUCUCAUAAAAUGCAGAUUCAAUACUGCUUCAUUUAUCCAUUUCAUGCCUUUAAUUUGGUGAAACUUGGGCUUGAUUUUACUACAAAUCCUCAAACAGCAAAAGCAGCAAAGAGAAAGAAAAGUGUGGGGUCUCAUAGAAAGAAAAAGGAUAAUAGGUGCUGAGGUUAGCAGCAAUAUGACUGGCAGCAUCCACCACUGAUUAAACUGAUGUCUCAAAUAAACACUGUUAGCACAAAUAGCUGUGAUGGUCCAUAUGAUGUUAGUAUUUAGGAAAAUGUGUGACUCAUCUUCUCAUGCGGCAGUAGUCACUGAGAUUUAGAGCAAAUAAAAAAUUGAUUAAGCAAUAGCAUUCAUCUUGGUUUCUUCAAAACUGUCACCACUUGCACAUUUAUUUUAAUUGUCCUAGGCAUAAUCAAAAUAGAUAAUUUCCAUGAUCCUGAAUAUUAUUCGUCACCAAUUUUGAUCAUAAAUGCAUGGGUUUUUGUGGCAGUUCCUUCCUCGGACACGGCGUACAGUGGUAUUGAUCUGUGCAUGAAGUUACGCUAGCUCCUCAGUGUAUCUGCCUUCUUUCUUAUGCACAUUCAGACACCCACCCCCGCACCCAUCACAUUAGCAUGUUUGUUGUAGUCAUUUUUUUUUUUCAUGUUUCACAAGUGGUAGCAUUAUUAUCAUCCAUUGUGUAUCCGGUGGUGAGAGUACAAACCAGUUGUGGUGUCCUCCGAGCAUGAGCAAUAUGUACGGUCACUUCUUUAAAGAGGUCUCUUUAACAUCUUUGUAUGCUGUUUAAGAAAGCAUGAAAAUGACUGUGUUAUCAUGAGCAUUACACAACAAUUAUCCCUGAAAUCAGUUUAAACAUGGAGAGAAUUGUUGAAUGUAAAAUUAAGUCAGUACCCGUACCCGUGUGAUGUUUUCAAGUUGACCGAUAGAAAAGCACACCAUUUACAAACUGCAUAAAGCAAUAUAUGGCAAAGUAAUGUUUGUAAUAAUAAAGC
Molecule: messenger RNA, 3815 nt
Organism: Platichthys flesus (European flounder)
Lineage: Eukaryota; Metazoa; Chordata; Actinopteri; Pleuronectiformes; Pleuronectidae
Product: neuritin-like
Exons: 3
Coding region: 155-589 (144 amino acids)
Biological process (GO): neuron projection extension; nervous system development
Cellular component (GO): plasma membrane
Source: RefSeq, a predicted model, not a curated record